Messenger RNA from Angiostrongylus costaricensis, 1434 nucleotides. The record is from the annotation of a GenBank genome assembly. NCBI's taxonomy places the organism in Eukaryota, Metazoa, Nematoda, Chromadorea, Rhabditida, Metastrongylidae.
CUCGUUUCAUAUCUUCAAAUGGAGAUUCCACUGUUUCUCUAUAUGCUGACCAGCUACCUUAAGUAUCCAGUGUUUCAAAAUCUGAUGUAUGAGAAAUCCUGCCUUGUUCGAUACAGUGAGGUGAGAAUUUUUUCUAAAUGUUCAAAUGUAACGGCGUACUACAAUGAUAAAUCUAUACAAGCCGAUGCGAAUCAUUUUUAUUUCCUAUCAUCUGUUGUACUAACUCUGCCGUCUUUCUUUUCAACGUUACUAUUGGGAGCAGCCACGGAUUUAUGGAGUGUCAAGGUUCCACUGCUGAUACCAUUCUUCGGAUUGAUUUUGUGCACAUCGAACUAUGUAAUGCAGACUGUUUAUAUGGACGCCUCCAUUUACUUGCUGCUAAUUAGCGAUGCUAUUUUCGGAAUAUGCGGCGGUUAUAUCGCCAUAUUAGCAACAGUCAUUAGUUAUGGCGUGAAAACGACAUCGGUUCCUAGACGAAGUGUUCGAAUUGCUGGCGUAGAAGGUGCUAUAGGUCUAGGUGGCACAGCUGGAUACAUUCUCUCGGGUACCACUAGAGAGAUCCUAGGCUACCCAUAUGUGUUUCUAUUAAUGCUUAUAUUGCAAGUGGUUGCUUUUUUCUACAUUCUGAUAUUUGCCAAGGAAUGUAAACGAACGGGAAUUGAUCGUCAAGACAACGAAGUAUUGAUUCUAGAACGCACCUCGAAGUUAUUUUGGAAGUGUGUUGAGGCGCUUUCCAACUACCGACAACUUCUUACCAUCAGCCGACGCUUUCAAUUUAUACUUGGGUUAAAUCUGUUGGCAUUUGGAGUCGAGCUGUUCAUAUUUUCUGGUCUAAUGGAUAUUCAAUAUUCCUAUCUCCAGUUCAAGUUGGGCUGGGGAGACCAGCAAUACGGAUGGUUUAGUGGACUUACUGUGUAUUUUGCCAACUGGCAAACUCUGAUAUCAGUUCUAUACCCACUUCUGUACCUUCGAGGUUUUACAGAUGGUACACUUGGAUGCUUUGGUUUGCUCGCAAAAAUGUUAUCGCUUGUCUUACUCGCUUUCCUUACGAACUCAGCAAUGGCCUACUCAUUAAUAGUUGUCACGUGUUUAAACCGCUUUAUCCCUACUGGAUUCAGAUCGUUCAUCUCAAGCAUUAUUGAGACAACUGAGCAAGGGAAAAUGUUUUCCCUAAUCGCCUUGCUGGAAGGUGCAAUUGGGCUUCUGGCCUCUGCGUUCUUCAAUACCUUGUACCCUAAGACGUUAUCAUUCUUCCCUGGGUUAUUUUACAUAGCAAGCUGCCUAGUUCUUGGGCUUGUUGCUGCUCAGAUUGCUGUUGUUGCUGACUUUGCGGUUGCAUUUGCCCGUAAGAAGGUAAGCUCAUUGGUCGAUUUAGAUCAGUUGGCGUACUCAUUCCAAAUGGGUCAGAAUGAUUGUGAGGAGACCUUAAAUUAA